CCUGCGCACAAAAUGGCGGCGCCCAGCUGCCGUACACCGGAAGCCGCUCUCCUGUCUCUCUGUAUCUGAACCAAUCAGAGCGCUGCGCGCCGCGCGGCGAGCCAAUAAGACUCAGCGUCGCUGCCGUGACGUCAUCAGUGCGCGCCUGCCCACGGGGCGUGCUGUACGGCAGGAGCGCCGGGGCGCGCCUCGCGAUGCAGCGCUGAGCCCCGGCUUCUCUCUCAGCAUGGCGGCGCGGCUGGUGGGGCGCUGCUGCUGGCGCCACCUCGCCGCCAUCUCCCUGGGGCCCGGCCCUGCCUCAGGCCUCCGCCACCCCCCCAGGGCCUCCUCGCUUCACGCCCCGGGAGCCGCCGCCGCCGCCGAGGGCUCGGCCCUGAAGGAAAAAACUGAGGAGAACCCCGGGGCGCAGGGACCCAAGGCGCUGAGGGAGCUCCUGGAGGCGGCCCAGGGGCCUCGGGAGCUGCUGGAGCUGAGCGAGGAGCCGGGGCUGAGCAGCAACCAGGCCUCGCUGCUCAUCGGCCGCCUGUCCCGCCUGGCCGCUCAGCAGCAGCUGGAGCCGCAGGGCUUGCUGCAGGACCCUCGCUUCAAGCAGCUCCUCGGCGUGAUGGACUCGCAGAUCUCCCAGGUGUGGAACAACGCCCUGGUGAACGUCCUGAAGAGCCUCUACUCGCUGGGGCUGCCGAGCAGCAGCCGGGAGUUGCAGUCGGUGGAGCACGAGGUGCUGUGGAGGCUGCGCCGCCUCACCUUCCGCCAGAUCGCCUCCCUGGCCGAAUUCCUGGCCUCCAGACCCCAAAAAGACAACAAACUGCUGGCCGAGGUGGUCAGGAAGCUGGAGCUGCGCUGGACGGAGCUGGAGGGCACCCGCAGCGUGGUGACGCUGAUAGCCAAGGUCGGCCACGUCUCCCCCGCCCUGAUGGACCGCCUGGAGGACAAGGCCCUGGAGCUGGCGGAGCACUUCAGCCCCGAAGAUAUCCGCAAGAUCACCCUGGCCCUGGCCUACCAGAACCGCCGCUGCGUGCCCCUGCUGCGCGCCCUGUCCUACCACCUCCUGCAGAAACACACCGAGCUCGACCUCGCCACCCUGACCGACCUGAUUUUUGCUUAUGGAAAACUGAAUUUCCACCAGCCCCAGGUCUUCCAGAAGCUCGCCACCGACCUGCAGCCCCACGUGGCCAGCAUGACGCCGGGCGAGGUGACGCGCUGCAUCAGGUCCUUCGCCCUCCUCAAGUGGCUCAGCCUCCCCCUCUUCGAGGCCAUCGCGCAGUACGCCCUGGACAACGCCAAGCAGCUCUCGGUCGCCCACCUGUGCAGCAUCAUCCUCUCCUUCGCCCGCCUCAACUUCCAGCCCAGCGGCAGCGAGGAUUUCUUUAACAUGGUCCACGAGGAGCUUCGGGACCAGCUGGACGGGCUGGAGCCCCAGCUGCUGAGCGACCUGGUGUGGUCGCUGUGCGUGCUGCAGCAAGCCAAGCCCCACUACCUGCAGCGAGCCCUGGCGCCCGAUUUCUGCGCCCGCAUCCAAGCCGAUCCGUCCCCCAAAGCCCAAAACCUGCGGGUGAAGCUGCUGCACAUCAACGCCACGGCCAGGUUGGAGAUCCCCGAGUACCAGGGCCCGUUCCUGACCCCAAAUCUGUUGGGAACUGUGGGGUCAGCGGGGGAAGGAGGCAGCCAGCUGCAGGGCAGCCUGCGGGAAGCCCUAACGGGGGUGCUGGGAGACCAGGACAGGGCACGAUUCGACGCCCCCACCAUCUACGGCUGGCAGAUCGACGCUGAGGUGGUGGUGAACGCCGAGAACAAACCCCUCCCCAUAAAGGAUUUCGCCGCCCCCCACCUCCUCCACGCCGAAGGGACGAAGCCGCUGCCGCCAGGAGCCAGGAGGGUUGCCUUCCUCAGGUGGGAGUUCCCAAAUUUCAGCAAUAGGGGCAAGGAGCUGCUGGGUCGCUACGCCAUGGCCCGGCGCCACGUGCAGGCGGCCGGCUUCCUGCUGGUGGACGUCCCCCACUACGAGUUCCUGGAGCUGAAGCUGGAGCGGCAGCGGGUGGCGUACCUCAGGGACAAGCUCAACAAGGCCCUGGCCAAGGAUUUGGCGAGCUAGCGUGGCCCCAAAACCCCCCCCUAAUAAAGAAACCUCCCCUAAUAAACCA
Molecule: messenger RNA, 2141 nt
Organism: Anas platyrhynchos (mallard)
Lineage: Eukaryota; Metazoa; Chordata; Aves; Anseriformes; Anatidae
Gene: FASTKD4
Product: transforming growth factor beta regulator 4
Biological process (GO): mitochondrial RNA processing; regulation of mitochondrial mRNA stability
Cellular component (GO): ribonucleoprotein granule; mitochondrial matrix
Molecular function (GO): RNA binding
Source: RefSeq, a predicted model, not a curated record